Molecule: messenger RNA, 2436 nt
Organism: Hypoxylon trugodes
Lineage: Eukaryota; Fungi; Ascomycota; Sordariomycetes; Xylariales; Hypoxylaceae
Product: SIN1-domain-containing protein
Exons: 3
Coding region: 1-2436 (811 amino acids)
Biological process (GO): TORC2 signaling
Cellular component (GO): TORC2 complex; plasma membrane; cytoplasm
Molecular function (GO): phosphatidylinositol-4,5-bisphosphate binding
Source: RefSeq, a predicted model, not a curated record
AUGUCGCUAAUACAAGUGGAGGACUUGGUCUCGUACCAAUUACGAACAAGCUAUCUCAAUGAAGUGGCUGAUGGCGUCGGAGAACGUCUUAUCACUAUCAACGAUAGUUUCCUCAAUACCGCUCCUUUCAAAGCCGCUGGCUGGCGAACGAAUCCAUCCCACAUUAAGCGAACCCAUUCUCCCCCAAUACCGACCGCUAUAGCCUCCGAAUACUUCCAAGCCGCUCCGAGGUCUACUGGCCUGACACUCGAAGAUGAAGCUGAAGAAGGUGGCAUGUUGACUGGUGGUGGAGGUGACACAUUGGGACCCGGAAGUGCCCUCAAGCGUCGCAGGGAAAGACGUCGGGAGCAGAUGGAAGAAGAUGAUAGUAGUGACUUAAGUGACGAAAGCGACGAUGAAGCCGACCAGAGGGCCGCCCAGCAAAUAAGAUUUGCGAAGAUGCCCGUCAGGAACCGUGCAGGAUCCUCGCCCAUUCAGUCAUCUAAUUUACGUCAAGCUACCACCAUGACCUCCCCACGUGCUGCCCCAGCUCCUCGAAGGGGUUCGCAACCUACACUAGAAACUGUGAAAGAGCGACCACGGCGAGAUACUGUCACUAGUAGUGAGGUCUCAUCAGACAACGAGUUCGAUGCAUCUGGUUUUCAUAAACAGCGAGAGGCAGCAAGGGCAAGGGAAAAUCGGUCACAAUCAAAAAGCUCCACAGAACCGAGUGUGGGCAUUGGACGCCACGCAAGUGAGCUACUUGCUGAAGAGGAGGAGAAUUCGGAUGUAUCGGAUACUUCCUCUGCCUUUGUCGCAAGUGUCGAUUCGACUUCUAUCCUAGAUACUGUCGAAAACCCUGCGGUCGGUGCCUCUCCUGGCCAGCAGGUUGUCGGCAAUGUGCCAAGAGAAUUACUCCGGCAGUCUACAGUCAGGAAACCACCCCCUCCACCACAGCCGCAGACGCUUCAGGCUCUUCCCCCUCCGCGCCCCAUGAGUACCAUUAGGCCCCUUAGUAUGGUUCAACCUCGCAGUCUACUCUCAGACGCCUUCAAGGCGAAGAAAGCUAAACCGGCUAUGCCGUUUGACAUGUUUGCUUCCUUAUCAGGUCAAGGAGACCCUGAUCCCCUUAGGAUAAGAAUCUAUGCUCCAUUCUCCGAAGACCCGGAAAAGCCCUUCGAGGUUCCCAUACGACGAAAUAUUCAGGAGGCCGAUGGAACUUUCAGACCAGUCACUGUUGCAGAACUGAUUGGGUUGAGUUUGUGGAGGUAUCAUGCCGAGAAACUUCAACCUCCAGUACCUACCGAUAAAUUGAAUGUGAAUUGGUGGACAUUGCGAAUGGUUGAGGAGGGUGGAGAAGUCGACGAUGAUUUCGAGCCAUUGGAUCGCAAGAAACCAGUGAACUCAUUUACUACGGCAAAUAAUAGGGCUGCGAGGUCACGGUCGGCCUCUAAAGCCUACGAUGAAUUUGCCUUAGUGCAAGCGUCGGAAGCGGGCUUCGCAGACAACCAAGUUCAAACACCUCAAUACGAACAACAAGAUGUAGCAGAGGAUGCGGGUGAUGAGGAGACAACUCCAAGGAGCACGCCUCAGCCCCAAGCUUCGCCAUUAACUGCGUCCCAUGCACGGACGAAUCCCAUUAUCACUACAACUUAUCGGGCAGAUACACCCUUGGCUGAUAAGCCACCUCCUCAGACUGCUGCUCCAACGACGACCAGAGGGCAACAUAAAUAUUUGAGGAUUCGUAUUAUGUCGCCUGAUAUUGCUCCCGGGCAAAUAAUCACUCUUGAUGUCACAACGGAUAUGUACCUCGCCGAGGUUCGCGAUCUAGUCUGCCGUAAGAGGCAGCUUGAUAAGAACACGCAUGUCCUUAAACUGCCUGAUUCUGGUGCUGUAGUCUAUGUAGACCGCACUGUUUCGUCAAUUGGCAAUGUUGAGGAUCUAGAACUCCACCGUCGCCGAUUCGCAACAGAUGGACCUCUAACGAUUACAGGUUCUCCCAGCAGCCCCUCUCCCAAGACUCACGUAUGGAAUGAAAUACCACAAAAGGGAAAGAAGAAAUUCAUGACAACACACCCUCUCGCUCAGGAAACUGUGAUGCAAGAUGAGGCUGGUAGUGGCGAUGUGAAAUACAAGAAGUAUACCGUUUGGCGUAAACAACCGAUGAGGUUCGUCGGAAUGAACGAGCGAAUACUUGUCAUUGAUGGCGAAUAUGUGUACAUUCAACCAUCCUCCGGGGGUAAGGCGACGCGUGAAGGAGGUAAGACUACGUCAGUCCACUUCAGCAACGUAAUCGGGUGUAGCGUUUCUCGACGCCAUCCGACCAAUUUCAAGCUACUCGUGUAUAAGGCAACCGAAAGCAAGAGAUAUGAUUUCGAAGCCAGGAAUACCCAAGAGGCAGCAGAGAUCGUUCACGAACUUAAAAAGGGAAUAUCUCCUUAUAACAGGGACAUCUAG